AUUUUUCGUCUUCCCUAUCAACGUAGAUGCUGUCUAGCAUCCGCCGCUUUCUCACUUCCAAAUUACCUGGAAAAUCUACUUCGACGCCUCAGGUACUUCUGCAUCCUGCCCGAGAAGGAGAUGUUCUCAACAACCAAUAUUCCAUCACACGCGGGUUGGGUGAAGGCUUUGGAACUCGCUCCACCAUUUGGCUCUCUAAAGACGCCGUAACUGGACACGACGUCGUCCUCAAAAUUACAGGUGCAGACUCGACGGAUGCAGGAAAAUACUCCCAGUUGGAAGUUUCUUUUCUCCAGAAAGUCCGCGAAGCGAGAGGAGCCAAUGAACAGCAGCACGUAAUUCGAAUGCUCGACAACUUCUCGCUUUCCAGCUCUUUUGGUACUCAUAGCUGCCUUGUUCUCGAGGUCCUUAGCAUGUCCUUAGAAGAGCUGACGCGCAAGACGCUGCCGAACAAGUUUCCCAUACCUAUGUGCAAACAAAUCAUCAAACAGUUACUUCUCGGCUUGGACUUUCUUCAUCGUGAAUGCGGCAUAGUUCAUACUGACCUGAAGUUAGACAAUCUGCUCUUGCGCAUGGAGGACACCAAAGGUAUAAGUUUACCGGGAGCCUCUGAAUCACCUGCAAUCGACUUAUCCCGCGUCUCUCUCGGACCAUCAGCAGUCGUCAUAAGUGACCUUGGCGUCGCUAGCAAAAUAGAAAGUCCCUUCAACGGAGUCAUACGACCAUAUGCCUCACGUGCGCCAGAGAUUUAUCUCGGCAUUCCCUAUGGUCCGCCUGCUGACAUAUGGAACUUGGGUUGCCUCGUACGUUCUAAUGUGUUUUCUCGUGACGUAUUGCUGGCUCUUCAAUCCCCAGCGACAUCCCGAUGGUCCCGAGACGACGAUAUGAGUGGGCAGAUGCUUUCCGUCAACGGACUUACAACGUUCUCAGUCGACGUUCUGGCCCGCGGGAGGUUCAGUCUCCCAGUAUUUCGACACCACCGUCCAGGAAAAUUCCUGAAAUACAAUAUCAUACCAACUGAUCUGAGAACAAUGGUUCAAACACGAUUUCCCUUGAACCCUGAGGACGAGCCGGACCUCUUCGCUGAUAUGUUAUCUCGCAUGCUUCGACUUCGUCCCGAAGACCGAGAGUCCGCUAAGGAACUGCUCAGUCAUCCUUGGCUGCAAGAUGUUUAA
Messenger RNA from Desarmillaria tabescens, 1175 nucleotides. RefSeq names its product kinase-like domain-containing protein. Gene Ontology annotation, cellular component: nucleus; cytoplasm. Bases 27 to 1175 code for a protein of 382 amino acids. The transcript has 6 exons. The record is from RefSeq and is a predicted model, not a curated record. Gene Ontology annotation, molecular function: ATP binding; protein serine/threonine kinase activity. Gene Ontology annotation, biological process: spliceosomal complex assembly; peptidyl-serine phosphorylation; regulation of mRNA processing. Lineage: Eukaryota; Fungi; Basidiomycota; Agaricomycetes; Agaricales; Physalacriaceae.